UUGGAGGAAGAGAAUUAAAAAAUGCACAAUUACACAUCUGAGUUUCUUCUUUUGGAAUUCUCAAAGAUUUGGGAGAUACAAAUUAUAUAUGGAGCUUUAUUACUGAUACUGUAUUCAAUGACAUUAACAGGGAAUCUUCUAAUCAUCAUUGCAAUUUUUUUUGACCACCAUCUUCACAUCCCCAUGUACUUCUUCCUGAUGAAUUUAGCUAUACAAGACAUUGGUUCAGUUUCAGUCAUUAUUCCCAAAGCCAUUUUUAAUUUGCUUACAAAUACAAGGCACAUUUGUUACUCAGGAUGUGUAACUCAAGUCCUCAUGUUUGUUUUCUUUGUGGGCUCUGACAUUGCUGUCCUGACUCUCAUGGCCUAUGAUCGGUAUGUUGCCAUCUGCAAUCCUUUACAAUAUGAAAUAAUAAUGAAUAGGACAGCCUGCACCAAAAUGAUUAAUUGUGUAUGGAUCGCCAGUUUUUUCAACUGUGUAUUGAACACUGUUGGAACAUUCACUACCCCUUUCUGCUCUCAUAUUAUCAAUCAGUUCUAUUGUGAAAUCCCACAUUUACUAAAGAUUGCAUGCAAUGGAUCAUACAAAACUGAAACUGAAGUUGUAUUGUUCAGUUCUACAUUAGGAUUCGGUUGUUUCAUAUUUAUUGUCAUUACCUAUGUGAAGAUUUUUGCUGCUGUUCUAAACAUUCCGUCAGUUCAGGGAAGGAAAAAGACAUUCUCCACUUGUCUACCACACCUCACUGUCUUUUCCAUAUUUUUGUUUACUGCCUACUUUGCUUAUCUAAGGCCCAUAUCUGACAAUCCUUCAAACCUUGAUUUUGUAAUUACAGUAAUGUAUUCUGUUGUGCCCUCCACGCUAAAUCCAUUAAUCUACAGUUUGAGAAAUAAGGAUAUCAAAGUUGCUCUUUCAAGAUUUCUUAGCCUGAGAGCAUUUUUUAAAAGAACUAAUAAAUGA
Messenger RNA from Pseudonaja textilis, 957 nucleotides. RefSeq names its product olfactory receptor 14A16-like. Lineage: Eukaryota; Metazoa; Chordata; Lepidosauria; Squamata; Elapidae. The record is from RefSeq and is a predicted model, not a curated record. Gene Ontology annotation, cellular component: membrane. Gene Ontology annotation, biological process: G protein-coupled receptor signaling pathway. Gene Ontology annotation, molecular function: G protein-coupled receptor activity; olfactory receptor activity.